AUGCGAGUUGGCGACCCACUAAAAUAUGCCGGUUUUCCUGUCGGGAUCCCACGUUCCUCCCGUGCCCCACGCCCUGUUUGGCAGCCUCGGCCCACGAGCACACGCACAAGGUCGCUCCCUGCCUUCCAGCCUGGAGUAGCUAGCUAUAAAGCCACACCAUCGGGGCAUCCAGCCGAAGGGAAGCCAAUACUAGCCAACGUGCGCACGUACAAGAUCCAACAGCAACCUGCACCGGACGGAAUCUGCUCGAGACAUGGCGGCAGCGGCAGCGGAUUGCGGCGGCCGCCGGCGGUCGGCGUGCUCAGCCGUUGCGUCAAGGACGAGGCCGCGGCCAGGAACGCGGCGGCGGUGGCGCAGGCCGCGGCGGCGUGCACGAUGCUACUGAUGCCGGGGGCCGACGUGGCGCCUGCCGACGCCGCCGCCAGGGAAGAAGAUAUUGAAGCGGCGGCCGCGGUGGCGGGGCAGGGGCAGCUCAAGAUCAGCUACGGCGGGUGCGUGUUGGUGUUUGACGACGUCCCGGCGGACAGGGCCUCCGAGCUGGCGCGCGUCGCAGCCUGGCGGGAGUGGCCGGCCGGGGCGGCCGACGCCCCGGUGGCGAGGAAGGCGUCGCUGCAGCGGUUCAUUCAGAAGAGGCAGGACAGGCUCCACGCUCGGGCGCCGUAUGCCAGGCAGGAGACACCGUAUGCCAUGAAGGGGAAGCACGAAGGAGACGCCGGCCGCUGGCUCGGGCUGGGUAUCUCUGGAGCCGGAAGAUGCGCGCGCUGAUGCUGCUGGCCUAACCUGGCCGUCUCACCGUCCCUGCCUGACUGCCUGUUGCCGACUAGCCGUCGGCACCGUGGACUGAACUGCUUCUUCCUGCGUGAAAAGAUUGUCGUCGACCUCGUGCCAAGGUCGUGGAAUCAUUGACAUGUGUAUAUGUAUAAUACAAAUUUCAUCUUAUAUAUAUGGCGAAAAUUGCCAGCUCAAGUCACAACAAGGCAAACGUGUGUACAAGUUCUCAUGUUUGCACUCUUUAGUACCAUGGUGGAAGCUAUGGAA
Molecule: messenger RNA, 1038 nt
Organism: Panicum hallii
Lineage: Eukaryota; Viridiplantae; Streptophyta; Magnoliopsida; Poales; Poaceae
Product: protein TIFY 11e-like
Exons: 1
Coding region: 1-765 (254 amino acids)
Biological process (GO): regulation of jasmonic acid mediated signaling pathway; regulation of defense response; response to wounding
Cellular component (GO): nucleus
Source: RefSeq, a predicted model, not a curated record